UUUGACAUUUCCGUGAUCACUUUUGAUCAGGUGGUGGAGUUGAAAGACGUGAUAAGUCGUCAGAGGAGAUACGAAAAAAAAACUUAAAAGUCUUCUAAAUGACCUAGAAGAGUGCUGCUGUUGCAUGCUGUGUCCAGUUUAAUAUCCAUUAGUAAUUAUGCUGCGAACUGCCGUUGUUAGAGGUAAUUUACUUCGCCAGCCGAUAAAAAAGGCGAUCCGAUCGAAUAUUACGAGGACUUUCACUGUUGAGGCUUCAAAGAGAAAACAUUUUAAUAGCAAGGUCUCCUUAUUGCAAACAGAAAAACAUUUAAUAUGGCAACAGCGAAUUUUAAGGAGGUACUCCAGCAAUCUUCCGGCACACACGAAAGUCACGCUUCCUGCAUUGUCUCCUACGAUGAACAUGGGUAACAUCGUCAGUUGGGAGAAGAAAGAAGGUGACAAGCUGCAGGAGGGCGAUUUACUAGCCGAAAUCGAAACAGAUAAAGCGACUAUGGGGUUUGAAACACCAGAGGAAGGGUAUUUAGCGAAAAUAUUAGUGCCAGCGGGCUCCAAAGAGGUCCCGAUUGGAAAAUUAGUGUGCAUUAUUGUAGAAAACGCAGCUGAUGUUGCUGCAUUUAAGGAUUACAAAGAUGACAGCGCACCAACAGGAGCAGCACCUUCUCCUGCACCACCCUCCCCCGCUCCACCUACUCCAAUGCCACCUCCUCCUGCUUCACCUCCACCACCUACAGCAAUUCCACUCGUCCAGCCAUCUCCAGCAGCCGCAGGGGAUCGAGUGUACGCUAGCCCCAUGGCGAAGAGAUUAGCGGAACAACGUCAAAUCCGGUUGGAAGGCAAAGGUAGCGGAUUGUUCGGUUCGAUCACAUCAAGUGACCUCGAUAAACUUGCAGUCGCCGUAUCUGAUGCGGCACCGGCCGCUAAACCGAAGACCGUUGUCGUUCCAGCCGGUGCGGCCUACAUUGAUAUUCCACUCACCAAUAUGAGAUCUGUCAUCGCCAAGAGAUUGCUAGAGUCGAAAACGACCGUCCCUCACUACUACGUCACUGUCGAUAUUAAUAUAGAUAAACUACUCGCCCUUCGUCACAAGAUCAACAAGAAGAAUGAGAAGCACGGGCCUAAAGUUAGCGUGAAUGAUUUCGUUGUGAAAGCGACUGCGCUUGCAUCCGUUGCUCAUCCUGAGGUCAACAGUGCGUGGAUGGGAACGGCGAUACGACAGUACAGUGAUGUGGACGUGAGCGUCGCAGUCUCCACCCCCACCGGCCUUAUAACACCGAUUAUCUUCCGUGCCAAUAGCAAAGGCAUUAACACCAUCAGUAAAGAAGUUAAGGAAUUGGCGGGAAAAGCGCGCGAAGGCAAACUGCAGCCGGCCGAAUUUCAAGGCGGCACAAUCUCCGUAUCCAAUUUGGGAAUGUACGGCGUGACCCACUUUACCGCCAUCAUUAAUCCACCGCAGAGCGCGAUUUUGGCAAUCGGCGGUAAUCAAACGCGUCUCAUUCCGGAUGACAAUUCCGAAAAAGGCUUCAGGAAGGCGCACUUUAUAAGUGUGACGUUAAGUAGUGAUCACAGGGUGGUCGAUGGCGCGAAAGCUGCCGAGUGGUUGGGCGUGUUCCGAGAGUACCUCGAAGAUCCGGAGAUGAUGAUCUUUUAGUUCAAUCUACAUUUAAUUGUCGGUUCAUUUUAAAAAAAUUAAACUAAGGCUAAAGUUGGAUAGAUACGAAACCGUCUGCUUCAUAUACAUAUUUAUUUACAUUUUGUUUGCAUUUUGCACUGUCUAGCCCUUUUAGAACAAUUUUGUAUAUACUCUCGAAUGGGAUAAUUAUGCUGUUCAGCAGCUAAACUGAGUUGUAGACAUCUGUAACUUAUUUGUAAAUAAAAGUAAUUGUUUGAUGUU
This is a messenger RNA of Photinus pyralis (common eastern firefly), 1891 nucleotides long. Its product is annotated as dihydrolipoyllysine-residue acetyltransferase component of pyruvate dehydrogenase complex, mitochondrial-like. Gene Ontology annotation, biological process: pyruvate decarboxylation to acetyl-CoA. The record is from RefSeq and is a predicted model, not a curated record. The coding region runs from base 158 to 1648 and encodes 496 amino acids. Gene Ontology annotation, cellular component: pyruvate dehydrogenase complex. Gene Ontology annotation, molecular function: dihydrolipoyllysine-residue acetyltransferase activity. NCBI's taxonomy places the organism in Eukaryota, Metazoa, Arthropoda, Insecta, Coleoptera, Lampyridae. The transcript is spliced from 5 exons.